AUGUCAUCUACACCCCCUUCCGGUGCCCAGCAGCAAGCCCUGCGAGACAGUGGCCGACUAAUUGAAGAACAAGCCGAACAAGCCCAGGAACAAGCCGAGAAAAUUCAGGGAGACACCGAACAGGACCAGAACCUGGCCCACACCAUGAACGCCUUGACCGAGCAGAAGAGAGAGCUGGCUGAGACGCUCAAGCAGAAGGAUGAGAUGCUCAAGCAACAGGCUGAGACGCACAAACAGCUGAAGGAGACCACCAAGCAACUGAUCGAGGUCAACAAGCAACUGAUCGAGGUCAGCAAUCAGCUGAAGGAGGCGAACAAGCCGCUGGAGGUUACCAAGCUGCUGCAGGCGAAGAACAAGCAGCUAGAGGCGGAGAACAAAAGGCUAGCCGAUCGAGUAGCAGCUCUAAGCGUAAUGGUCUAG
Fusarium poae is the source of this 420-nucleotide messenger RNA. RefSeq lists its product as uncharacterized. Lineage: Eukaryota; Fungi; Ascomycota; Sordariomycetes; Hypocreales; Nectriaceae. The transcript has a single exon. The coding region runs from base 1 to 420 and encodes 139 amino acids. The record is from RefSeq and is a predicted model, not a curated record.